AUGGAUUCCUGAAAACAUCCGUAAGAAAGAGUGCACAUACUUUGUGGAAAGCUCCCAGACCUCAGACUCUGGGAGGGUGGUGUGCGAGUGUGGCUACCUCAGGGAACAGCACCUGGAAGAUGCUGCCAAACCUCCCCUCUUCCUGGGGAAGGAGUGGGACCCCAGCAGACACAUCCAGGAAAUGCCAACAGAUGCCUUUGGUGACAUCCACUUCACGGGCCUGGGACAGAAGACAGGAAAGUAUGUGCGUGUCUCCUCUGAUACUCCUCCACGGGUCAUCUAUCACCUCAUGACACAGCACUGGGGUCUUGAUGCACCCAACCUGCUCAUCUCGGUCACUGGUGGAGCCAAAAACUUUGUCAUGAAGCCAAGGCUAAAGAACAUCUUCCGGCAAGGGCUAGUCAAAGUGGCCCAGACCACUGGGGCCUGGAUCAUCACGGGGGGGUCCCACACUGGUGUGAUGAAACAGGUGGGAGAGGCAGUACGAGACUCUGUCCUGAGCUGCAGCUACAAGGAAGGCGACAUUGUCACCAUUGGCAUUGCCACCUGGGGGACUGUGUACAACCGGGAGAGCCUCAUCUGCCCCAUGGGAGGCUUUCCAGCUGAGUAUGUACUGGAUGAGGAGAACCAAGGCAGCCUCUCGUGCUUGGACAGCAACCACUCUCAUUUCAUCCUUGUGGACAAUGGGACCCAUGGGAAGUAUGGAGUAGAAAUCCCCCUGAGGACCCGGCUGGAGAAGUUCAUUUCCAAACAGACCAAGGUGAAAGGAGGUGUUGCCAUCAAGAUCCCCAUCGUUUGUGUGGUGCUGGAAGGCGGCCCUGGGACACUCGAUACUAUCUACAAUGCCAUCACCAAUGGGACCCCCUGUGUGAUUGUGGAAGGGUCCGGGCGUGUGGCUGAUGUCAUUGCACAGGUGGCUGGCCUGCCUGUGUCUGAGAUAACCAUCAGCUUGAUCCACCAGAAGCUGAAUGUGCUUUUCCAUGAAAGCUAUGAGCAAUUCACCGAGGGCCAGGUGGUGGAGUGGACCAAGAAGAUCCAAGACAUAGUGCGGAGCCGGCAACUCCUGACCAUUUUCAGAGAGGGCAAAUAUGGUCAGCAGGAUGUGGACGUGGCCAUCCUCCAGGCACUGUUCAAAGCAUCCCGAAACCAGGACCACUUUGGUCGCGAGAACUGGGACCACCAGCUGAAGUUAGCCGUGGCCUGGAACAGGGUGGACAUUGCUCGGAGUGAGAUCUUCACAGACGACUACGAGUGGAAGCCCACAGAUCUCCACUCCGUGAUGGCAGCUGCCCUAAUCUCCAACAAGCCGGAGUUUGUGAAGCUAUUUGUGGAACAGGGAGUGCGUCUCAAGGAGUUUGUCACUUGGGACACCCUGAUUUACCUCUAUGACAACAUGGCCCCAUCCUGCCUGUUCCACAGCAAGCUGCAGAAGGUCCUCCUGGAGGAGAAGGAGCACACAGCCAGCUCCAAAAUGCCACGAAUCCAACUGCAUCAUGUCUCCCAGGUGCUGCGGGAGCUUCUGGGCCGCUCCACACAACCUCUCUACCCCAAGCCCAAGCACACGGAGCGGCCCCGGCUCUCCAUCCCUGUCCCACAUAUCAAGUUAAAUGUUCAGGGGUCAAGCCUCCGGUCCCUCUAUAAACGCACCUCUGGCCGAGUCACCUUCACCAUUGACCCAGUCCGUGACCUGCUCAUCUGGGCCGUGGUCCAGAGCCGCAAAGAACUGGCAGAAAUCAUCUGGGCCCAGAGCCAGGACUGCAUGGUGGCUGCUCUGGCCUGCAGCAAGAUCCUGAAGGAGCUGGCCAAGGAGGAGGAAGACACGGACACCACUGAUGAAAUGCUGGCCCUGGCUGAGCAAUACGAGCACAAGGCAAUUGGUGUGUUCACAGAGUGCUAUCGCAAGGACGAAGAGAGAGCCCAGAAGCUCCUUGUCCGUGUCUCUGAGGCCUGGGGGAAGACAACUUGUCUGCAGCUAGCACUAGAGGCCAAGAACAUGAAUUUUGUGUCCCAUGGGGGUGUGCAGGCCUUCCUAACCAAAGUCUGGUGGGGGAAGAUGUGUGUGGACAACGGGCUUUGGCGGGUGAUUGUGUGCAUGAUCUUCUUCCCAUUCCUCUACACCAGCUUCAUCACAUUCAGGGAGAAGAAGUUGCAGCCCAUGGGCUGCCUGACACGUUUCCGAGCCUUCUUCACGGCACCUGUCGUCAUCUUCCACAUGAACAUCCUCUCUUACUUCACCUUCCUCUUGCUCUUCGCCUACGUCCUGAUGGUCGACUUCCAGCCGUCACCAUCCUGGUGGGAGUAUCUCAUCUACUUCUGGCUCUUCUCCCUGGUGUGCGAGGAGACCCGACAGCUCUUGCAUGAUCCAGAUGGGCUCGGAGUCCUGAAGAUGGCUUCCCUGUAUUUCAAGGACUUCUGGAACAAGUUGGAUGUCGGUGCCAUAGUGGUGUUCAUCAUAGGGCUGACCUGCAGGCUGAUUCCAUCAACGCUGUACCCCGGGCGCAUCAUACUGUCGCUGGCAUUUAUCAUUUUCUGCCUGCGCCUGAUGCACAUUUUCACCGUCAGCAAGACACUGGGGCCCAAGAUCAUCAUUGUAAAGCGCAUGAUGAAGGAUGUCUUCUUCUUCCUCUUCCUGCUGGCAGUGUGGGUGGUGUCCUUCGGGGUUGCCAAGCAGGCCAUCCUGAUUCACAACGAGGAACGCGUGGAGUGGCUUUUCCGUGGUGUGGUCUAUCACUCCUACCUGACCAUCUUUGGGCAGAUCCCCUCCUACAUCGAUGGGGUGAACUUCAACAUUGAUCAGUGCAGCCCCAAUGGGACUGACCCCUACAAGCCCAAGUGCCCAGAGACCAACGAAGACAACAAGGAGCCCAUCUUUCCUGAGUGGCUGACGGUCAUCUUGCUGUGCCUGUACCUGCUCUUCACCAACAUCCUCCUCCUGAACCUCCUCAUUGCCAUGUUCAACUACACGUUUCAGCAGGUCCAGCAGCACACGGACCAGAUCUGGAAGUUCCAGCGGCACGACCUCAUUGAGGAGUACCACGGUCGCCCACCUGCACCUCCGCCCUUCAUCCUCCUCAGCCACCUGCAGCUCCUGGUGCGGCGGGGGCUGCUCCGCAGGCCAGCCACGCGUCACAGGCAGCUCAAAGAGAAGCUGGAGAAGAAUGAAGAAGCCGCCCUCCUCUCGUGGGAGAUGUACCUGAAGGAGAACUACCUGCAGCACCAACAGUGUCAGGAGAAGCAGAACACAGAGCAGAAGAUCCGAGACAUUGCACAGAGAGUUGAUGUGCUGGCAGAUUUGCUGAACAUGGAUCGGGUGAAGAGGACGAGUCUGGUGGAGCAGAGAUUGGGUGCCCUGGAAGAUCAGGUCCAUCAGAGUGCCAAAGCCCUGAGGUGGAUCAUUCAGGCAUUGCAGGGCAGUGGCUUCAGCUCAGAGGAAGAUAUGCCACCCUUGGUCUCCAGCAGGACAUCAGAGGAGAAGGAGUUCGACCCGGAGGAGAAGCCUGGAGAGAAGCAGCCCACACACCACGUGCUGGCCCGAAAUCUCCUCUACCCAGGGUCCCACACCAUGCGCUUCCCCGUGCCAGAUGAGAAGGUGCCCUGGGAGGUGGAUUUCCAGCUCUACGACCCUCCUGCCUAUUCAGCCGACCACAGGGACACAGCUGUGCAAGACCCCUUCAGCCCCUCCUUGGAGUCUCUCCUGAAAAUCAACUACAACACCAUGGACGGGCUGAUCGACAGGCAGAGCUUUCACGGCCUCUAUGCUGUGCAGGAUGGACUGCCACUGAAUCCCAUGGGCAGGACGGGGCUGCGUGGUCGUGGGAGGCUGCACUGCUUUGGGCCCAACCAUGCCCUGCACCCAGUUGUGACCCGCUGGAGGAGGAACUUGGAUGGAUCCAUUAUCAGGAAGAGCCUGAAGAAGAUGCUGGAGGUCCUCGUGGCCCAGUAUCCCCUGUCAGACGUCUGGGCACUGCCCGGGGGCUCACUGGAGCCGGGUGAGACGCUGCCUCUAAAGCUCAAGUGGAUCCUGCGUCGGGAGUUCUGGCCUCAGUUCCAAAACCUGCUGAAACAAGGCACUGAGAUACACAAGGGGUACCUCGAUGACCCCCGCAACACAGAUAACGCCUGGGUUGAGACUGUUGCCAUCAGCGUGCACUUUGACAAUCAGAACGAUGUGGAGAUGAAGCGGCUGAAUUCGUUCCUCCAGGGCUGCGACCCGGAGCUGUGCAUCCGCUGGCAGGUGCUGGACAGGAGGAUCCCACUGCAUGCCAACCACAAGCAACUCCUGCAGAAAGUCUCCACCCUGCUUGGUGCCUACUACUGA
This is a messenger RNA of Centrocercus urophasianus (Greater sage-grouse), 4318 nucleotides long. It is a transcript of the gene TRPM2, whose product is annotated as transient receptor potential cation channel subfamily M member 2. Bases 182 to 4318 code for a protein of 1378 amino acids. The record is from RefSeq and is a predicted model, not a curated record. Lineage: Eukaryota; Metazoa; Chordata; Aves; Galliformes; Phasianidae. The transcript is spliced from 31 exons. Gene Ontology annotation, molecular function: ligand-gated calcium channel activity. Gene Ontology annotation, cellular component: membrane. Gene Ontology annotation, biological process: calcium ion transmembrane transport.